Emiliania huxleyi CCMP1516 is the source of this 819-nucleotide messenger RNA. RefSeq lists its product as hypothetical. NCBI's taxonomy places the organism in Eukaryota, Haptophyta, Isochrysidales, Noelaerhabdaceae. Bases 1 to 819 code for a protein of 272 amino acids. The transcript has a single exon. The record is from RefSeq and is a predicted model, not a curated record.
AUGACGCACCUGCCGGACCGGGCGUUCAUCUACAGCACAGCGCUCGUAUCCGUCAGCUGCCCGAGCAGCCUCGUCUCCAUCGGCCGCAGCGCCUUUGAGCUCUGCCUCCACCUCACCUCCGUCACCCUCAACGCCGGCCUCGUCGCCAUCGGCGACUGCGCCUUCAGCGGCUGCCGCUCCCUCACCUCCCUGGCCUUCCCCCCCACCCUCACCUCCAUCGGCACCCACGCCUUCAACCGCUGCCCCUCCCUCGCCUCUGCCGCCCUCCCCGCCGGCCUCACCUCCCUCGGCAUAAACGCCUUCGACCACUGUUCCUCGCUGGCCUCCGUCGCCCUCCCCGCUGGCCUCGCCGUCGUCGGCUUUCAGACCUUCUAUGGCUGCUCCGCCCUCGCCUCUGUCACCCUCCCUGUCGGCCUCACCGCCAUUGGCGACCAAGCGUUUCGCGGCUGCUCCUCCCUCGCCCGCGUCGCCCUCCCCGCCGGCCUCAUCUCCAUCGGCUACGCCGCCUUCCGCGACUGCCCCUCCCUCGGCCGCGUCACCGUGCCAACCCGCGUCACCGUGCCGACCGCCACUCACGCAGCCACGCACCUUUUCCCGCCCGCCACCGCCCUGCUGCGGCUUCCGCCCGCAAAGAUGCGCUGGUACGCGGCGGUCGACCUGGUCCUCGCCUACAAGCGCUGCCGCCCCGGCCUGCUCGGCUGGCUCGAGCGGGCCCAGAUCAGGCUCGACGCUUACGGCCCUGACGGUGCGGCGCGCCAGCGCGACCGCGAGGAGUUCGAGGGCGACUUUGCGGAGGGAGUGGGGUCGUCGAGUGCGUGA